AACGGCGCCAGGCCCAAUCGUCAAUCGACCCUCCUUGCUUUCGCUCCCCAUCCUGUUACCUUGGACUUCGACCCCUACCGGCGGCGCUGGCGAAGGCGAGGCCAGCCAGCCAAAUCGACGCCUCUCCGCCGAGCACCCGGGCGGGCUCGCGGCUGCUCUCUCCUUCGGCCGGAGCGCCACUCGGUGCUGCCUCUCCUCCUCGCAUCCGUCGGAGGACGAAGAUUCCAAAAUUCAGUACAAGCUGACGGACCUAUACAUUCGAAGCUUGGCAUGACGCUGUCACUGUCAGUGUCCAUGUAGCUACGUCAAUGGCGCUGAAGGUUGUGUCUCGCAUACGAUUUGCGAGACGGCACCUGUUAUCAGGUAGACUCAUGUAUUGUUCGUGCCCAGAUUCACCCUCCGUGCGCGCUUCUGCCGAUAGAGCAAGUUCUUCUGAGUUUGAUUCUGCAAUCCGGUCACUCAAGGACAAUCUCCGGCCAGAGAGUCUAGCUCGGGUUCUCGAUUCCACAUCUGACUCGAGCUUGGCACUUAGGAUCUUCAGAUGGGUUUUGCAUCAGAGAUAUAACAUACACACGGUUGACACCUAUAGCUGUAUGAUCUCCAGGCUUACUGCUGUGGAAAAUCGUGAUGAGAUGGACAGCCUCCUCAGUGAGAUGGUCAGGCUGAAGGUGCCUGCGUUGGAGCAGGCCCUUAAUAAAUUAGUUGAGUGCCUGAGCAGUAAGAACCAAUUUGAUGAAGGUUUGCUGGUAAUACAACGUGCUAGCUCUGCGAAGCUUAAGUUGUCAGUCUCAGCUUGCAAUGGAGUGCUGCAUGGUAUGGUCAAGCAAGGAAGGGGAUUGUCGUUGUGCAUGCUUGUGUAUACGGAGAUUGUCAAGGCGGGAGUCCUCCCUGAUGUGGAUACAUUGAAUUUGCUGAUCGAGGCCCUGUGUGAAUCUGGUCGUUUAGACUUGGCACUGAUUCAGUUUGGCAGGAUGAGCAAGAAGAGGUGUACUCCUAAUAGUCAUACGUUUGAGGUACUGAUCACAGCACUUUGUUCCCACAGCAGAGCAGAUGAAGCGGUGAAGCUCUUUGAUAAGAUGCUGCAACUUAGAUGCUCCCCUGAUAGCAGCUUCCAUGCUCAAGUGAUGCCCCUGUUUUGCAAGUUCAGUAAAGUCAAGGAGGCAAUCACGUUGCAUCGAAUGAUGAAAGAAGAUAACAUUCAGUUGAGUAUGCAGUUGUACAGUGCCUUGAUUAGAUGUUUAUGUGAGAAUCAAUUAUUGGAUGACACUACCAUUGUGUUCAAAGAGAUGAUAGCAUCAGGUCAUGCUCCAAUGGCAAGUACAUAUGUGGACAUGAUACAUUGCUACUGUACAAAGGGCAAGUUCCACAGCGCUGUGAGAUUUCUAGAGGAAAAUGAUGUCACUGAAUCAGAACCAUAUAAUGCGUUGUUGUCAUGGUUGUGUAGAAAUGACAGGCUGCAGGAUUCAGUAAGCUGUCUUGAGAAAUUGCACAACAGAGGUUUUGUCGAUUGUGAGUCAUGGAACAUUGUUAUAACUCAGUUCUGCAAUGAAGGAAACAUCAGACGAGCAUCUGAGCUCAUUGGUAGAAUGGUUGUUUCUUCAUUUGCACCAGAUGGGACUACCUAUUCUGCUGUUAUAUCUUGUUACUGUCGAUUAGGACUUUACAUUGAUGCCUUGAAUAUGUUCAGAAGGGCAAGUAUUAGUAACUUGUCUUUGAAUUCAGAAUCUUUCUCACAGCUUGUAGAGGUUUUGUGUCAUGCAAAGAGGAUCGAAGAAGCUAUUGAAGUUUUUAAAUAUCACUAUAAUAGAGGUUGCAGUCUGACAAACAAGUCACUUGAUAUGCUAAUUCAAGGGAGUUGCAUGUCUGGAAAGAUCCACGAAGCAGUCAAAUUGCGUACUUUGGCUGUUUGCACAGGCACUUCUUGUACAUUCUCCACUUAUGGCAUAAUUAUCCAAGCACUGCUCCAUUUGAAGAAGGGGAAAGAUGUAUUGACUCUCUUUGCACAAAUGCUGAUGGAAGGUUGUCCAUUGGAUGGGUAUGCAUACAAUAUUUUGUUGCGCUCUUUCCUCACCAAGGAGACAAUUAUUGAGGCUGCUAUCUUGUUCAACAGAAUGGUUAAUCAUUCCUUUUUUCCUGACCAAGAGACAUUUGAAUUGAUAGUCAACGAUAUGGCUUUGUUUUCAUUUCUUAAUAUGGUUGCACAAAGUUUACUGAAAGUGAUAGAUACAAGUGGAACAGUGAGCCCCAGAAUAUAUAACAUUAUUAUUUAUGGACUUAUUAAAGAAGGCUUCAAGAGUGAGGCAUGCAAGUUUCUAGACCAAAUGCUGGAAAAGGGGUGGGUGCCUGAUUCAAGGACUCAUCGUGUCUUGGUCGGCAGCUCUGGUCUGGUGGAGGCUAGAGAGCUUGUUGAAGCCUACCAGACAGUGGAUGGUGACAAUGUGACCAACAUAUUGUUGGAAGCACUAGAUUGAGGUUUGAAACAUGUUUUUGUGUACUAUGAUAGGGAAAUGAUAUACCGGUGCUGACAUUUCAGUGCUACAGUUUUUCCAGGUAAAAUUCUCAUGAAACACUGUCAAUAAUGAAUACUGGUAGAAGAAUCUAGAAAAGUAGAAAAACCUGUAGCAGAAAAGAUAAGAGGGUUGUACAUAGUUGAUAGACCUUCAGCAAAGAAGAUGAACACGGCAAAUUACUUUCUGGAUAACAUCGUGUACUUUUCAGACAUUAUUGUGCCAUUUCUGAGAAAAACACAUUAUUUGCUAUUAAUAAUAGUCUAUGUGAUGACUUAAUGAGUUAAAUUGUACUUUAGUUCCUUGCCUGAAUUCUGUGCUAUUAUUUGUGACUAUUCUGAACCCAAUGUGGAACUAAACCAACACCACAAAACAAAUCCACCAGCUAGGCCUCUACUAACAGAUUGGGGUGUUUAAAAUCUAAAACAGUAAUACAUGACAACAAAUUACUAUGAAUAUUAAAUUGUUGUUGUACCUGUUUGAAAUGCUGGCUGGUUUGAAAAUCAAUUUUAAUAAAAGUGAAGUUUAUAUGAUCAAUGAUGAAGCAAAUUUGGGAGUAAGAUAUGCUGAGAUUUUUAACUGUCAGAUGAGUCUGUUUCCUAUUAAAUACUUGGGGGUGCCAGUUAGCCCGAGUAGAUUGAAAGUUAUUGAUUGGUUACCUUUAAUUGAAAAAGGGUGUAAAAGGCUGGAUGUUUGGAAAGGAGGGUCACUGUCGAUUGCUGGCAGAUCAACGCUUAUUACAGCAAGUCUGAAUAAUUCUCCCAUGUAUCAUAUGUCGGUUUACCUUCUACCUAAAACUACUGUGAAGAAUCUAGAUAAAAUAAGAAGAAAGUUCUUUUGGCAAGGAGGUGGGACAAAAAAGAAGUAUCAUCUUGUUAAAUGGGAAAUCAUUUGUAGGAGUAAAAAGAAUGGAGGGCUGGGAAUUAAAGAUUUGAGAAACAUGAAUAUAAGUUUAUUAUGCAAAUGGUGGUGGAAGUUAGAAAAAGAAGAUGGGUUAUGGCAGCAGAUUGUUAAAAUAAAAUACAUGAAACAGCAAACAAUUCAUGAUGUGAAUCAUAGGCUGUAUGACUCUCCUAUGUGGAAUGAUUUGCUUAAAGUAAAGAACAUUUAUUUACAGGGGAGGGGUAUAUCAGUUGAGAAUGGAUGCUUAACUAGAUUUUGGCUUGAUCCCUGGUUAUAUAACGAACCCAUUGCUGUGAUUGCUCCUGUCUUGUUCGAGCUGUGUGAAAACAAGAAUAUAAGUGUAGCACAAGCUGUGGGGGGUGGCCAAAUUUCUUUCAGAAGAUGGUUAUUUGGGGAGUUGAGAGUGGCUUGGGAGAAUAUUUGGAGAGAUGCUGCUAAUUUCAGGUUAAGUUCUAUUGAUGAUUCUGUUAUUUGGACUUUAGGGAAAAGAGGGACUUUUAAUGUUAAAUCCAUAUACAAUGCUCUGUCUAAUUUUUCUAGUGGGAUAUACUAUAAAAAGAUUUGGAAGGGAAAAAUACCUGAGAAAAUUAAGAUUUUUCUAUGGCUAAUUGCUAAUGAUUCUAUUCUGACUAAAGACAAUCUAAUGAAGAGAAAAUGGCAGGGUGAUCCCAGUUGUAUUUUUUGUAAUAAUGUUGAGACCAUUUCUCACUUGUUUUUUCAAUGCCCUGUUGCUAAAAUAAUUUGGUCAGUUAUAGCUAAGUGUUUGAACGCAUCAAAUGUUCCAACAAAUUUUCAACAGUGCUGGUUGUGGUGUGAUAAAUGGUUCUUUUUUGGUGAGAAGUAUCAUGCCUGGGGAAUAGCUGCCAUUUGUUGGGCAAUUUGGAAGUGUAGGAAUAGAGCUGUUUUUGACAAGAAAUUAAUCAAAAGUCCUCUUGAGAUCAUAUGUCAUGCUUGUGCUUUGAUGAAAUUUUGGGCAGGAUUAUUUGCAGAACUGGAACAGGAACAGCUGGUGGAAGGAGCCAAUACUUUACUCAGGGUUGCCAAGGAAAUCUUAGCUACACAAACCGCAAGACAGGUGAAUCAAUUGCUGUUACAAGAUGAUGGAAGACCUGACCAUGGUGAAGAUGCAAAAACGGAAGACUGAGGAGUGUUCUUGUGUUUUCCCGUUUGUAGGUUUUGAGCUAGGGGGGUCCUUUUGGACUUGUUUUAGUCUUGCUGCAAGGUGAUCUGGUGAAGAUCGUUUAAAACCGGAAUAGUUUUUUUUGGGAGGUCUUUUGGUAGGCUCCACUAAGACUGCUGGCGAUGUUCUUUGUUUGGGUGACUUUCGUUAGCGGUCCAGUUCUGGUUUUUUUCUUCGGUUUCUGGUUAUCUGCCUUAUCUGUAAAACUAUGCUACUUGCUUUGUAUUUUCGUUCUUCAUAAUGGAAAUGGGUAGUUCCCGUGUUGAAAAAAAAA
Molecule: messenger RNA, 4864 nt
Organism: Sorghum bicolor (sorghum)
Lineage: Eukaryota; Viridiplantae; Streptophyta; Magnoliopsida; Poales; Poaceae
Product: pentatricopeptide repeat-containing protein At1g63130, mitochondrial
Exons: 2
Coding region: 309-2471 (720 amino acids)
Molecular function (GO): protein binding
Source: RefSeq, a predicted model, not a curated record